UCUCAGGACAAAGUACUUUUCCAUCCCAUGCACUUCUGUUAAACUGUAUAAUAGCAUUUAGGGUGUUUUGAUCAUCGGGGGGAAAAACUAAGUGCUACGUCAUAGUUGCCCUACCGGCGUCAUACUCUCCCCCUAGCGGUAGACUUAGUUAACACGCCUAGUGACAAAGCUACAUGGGUUACUUAUUAACGUUAACCCAGGUUCAUUGCUCAUCGGGGAACCUGCGAAGCAAGAUACUUACAGGCCAUGCUGACCUGUUGCAUGUGAAAAAUGGAAGUUGUCAGCAAAGGAACGGCCAGUGCGGAUGACGGGGACGGGGUUUUCUCCAUCAGUCCCAAUGAAGAAGAAGAUGUUAGGGUUCAGGUUUCGCACACGGCUGCCGGAGAGGAAGAACUCGCGGCUGAAAUAAUAAUUCUCCCAGACCGCAAGUCCCAUGUGUCAAGUGAUGGGGAUGCAGCACGGGCUUUCCUGGAUCACCCAAAAUCAGAAGUUAGCUCCGCAAAACUAUGCCAUCGCUUCAAGUAUUGCGGGAACGAAAGUGAUCCCGAAGCGGCGGACACAAGAGGAAGUUUAGUCUCGGAAGCCCCAGGAAAGCGGAGAGGCUGCCCAGGCCUUGGUCUGUUUUACGCUCUGCUGGCGUCCACUUUCUUCUCCAUUGUAGCUCUCCUGGUGAAGAAAGUGGAGGGAGUUCAUGCUGUGGAAAUCAGCGCCAUCCGCUGCUUUUUCCAAAUGACAUUUGUUCUGCCAGCACUGAUUUAUUAUAAAACCGGCUUCCUAGGACCAAGAGGACAACGGAUCUUCCUGUUUCUGAGAGGGAUCCUUGGGUCUAAUGCCAUGAUCCUCUUAUAUUAUGCCGUGCAGCAGAUGCCACUAGCUGACGCGACCGUCAUCGUCUUCAGCAAUCCGGUCUUCACCACCGUGCUGGCCUGGAUCUUCCUCAAGGAGAAGUGUACAAUCUGGGAUUUUGUUUUCACCAUUUUUACACUGACGGGGGUCAUACUAAUCGCCAGACCUCCGUUCCUCUUCGGAUCAGAUGCUUCCGGAAUCGAGGGAGAAUACACAAACCACAUCAAGGGCACCAUUGCAGCCUUUAUGUCUGCAGCUGGGGCAGCCUGUACUUUAGUGGUGCUCAGGAAGAUGGGUAAAAACGUGCACUAUUACCUAUCUGUGUGGUAUUACGCAGUCAUUGGUCUCAUCGAAUGUCUCAUCGCGUUAUUCGUCAUAGAUGAGUGGACUGUACCAUUCUGUGGGUGGGACAGGUGGAUCCUGAUGGCGAUAGGAGUCCUCGGAAUCGCUGGGCAGACAUUUCUCACCAAAGCGCUGCAAAUUGAAAAAGCAGGACCCGUUGCCCUGAUGAGGACGAUAGACGUAGUGCUGGCCUUCUUCUUCCAGUUCACCUUUCUUGGCCGCAGUCCAACGUGGUUGAGCUUGGGCGGCGCACUGUGCGUGAUAAGCAGCACUACCGGGGUGGCCGUGAAGAAAUGGUACAGCAGCACCAGGAAGCACUGACUGAGCAGCCACUGUGCCCAGUGAGAGACGCCUACACUUAAACACUGUACUCCUUCAGCACUGGAAAUAUUAUUCAUAAUAUUCAGCUUUUAUAACUUACACAAUUUUCCAAAUGUUGGUCAGGGGCACAAGGGCGAGUCUGGUGUCUGGUGUCUGGCUUAGGGCACAAAGCUGGGGCACUCCCUGGACGGGAUGCCAGCCCAUCACUGGGCAUAUACUUACGGCCACACUCCUAUGCUAUGGGCAAUUCAGAGACACCAGUUAGCCAAACGGACUUGUACAUGGAGGAAACGCACAUUUCAUCCAGAGGGCAUGCAAACUCCACACACACAGAGCAGAAGCAACAUGCUUGAUUCCAUUAUAUAUGUGAUUUUAUUAAUCCUCCCUUUACAAACACACACUUUCCCAAAUCUUUAUACUGUACUGUAGUUUUUCUGUUUAUUUACACAGGACAUUUCCUGGCACUACCAAGUAGAAAAUUAGAUACUGUAUUUUAUUUUAAAUGGCACUGGGUAUAUAUCAAUAUAAUACUGCCAAGAAUCAAAUGUUUAUCUAAUUGCUGGACUACAAAGCUAUAAACCAAGAAUUGCUUUUCAAUGGAAUGUAACAGACAUAUUCUGGCUCAUUUUAAUGCUAUCCAUCCAUCCAUCCAUCUUCUGUACUCGCUUACCCUACUCAGGGUCACAGGGUUGCACAUUAAGUCAUGCGAGACCAAAGUAACGAAAGAAAUAAAAGUUUUAAAAAACCCUCAUGAUCAGGGGAGGGUUUUCCGGAACCUUAACACUACUGUAUGUCGUUCCUAAGUUCUAUGUUAAAAGAUAGAACUUAAGAAUGACGUAUCGACGUAUCGUUAAGGAGGCUUGGGGAAAUUCACCCCAGCACAGUGGAAUCUACUGCACCCUUAGUAUUGUAGCAAAACAAUACUGUGCCUCAAAUGACACUUGUUACUGUAAAGCAUGCUUUCACCUUAUGAUAAUUAACUUUACUGAGCAUAAUUGCACUCAAUAUUGUCUUAUGUGAUGCAGUGUAUACUGUUGUUCGUGGUCUAGUUUCAAGUAAUAAAGAUGACUGAAAACCCA
Messenger RNA from Paramormyrops kingsleyae, 2588 nucleotides. It is a transcript of the gene slc35g1, whose product is annotated as solute carrier family 35 member G1. Gene Ontology annotation, cellular component: plasma membrane; endoplasmic reticulum membrane. NCBI's taxonomy places the organism in Eukaryota, Metazoa, Chordata, Actinopteri, Osteoglossiformes, Mormyridae. The record is from RefSeq and is a predicted model, not a curated record. Gene Ontology annotation, biological process: calcium ion export across plasma membrane; regulation of cytosolic calcium ion concentration.